This is a messenger RNA of Podospora bellae-mahoneyi, 1641 nucleotides long. RefSeq lists its product as uncharacterized. Gene Ontology annotation, biological process: regulation of DNA-templated transcription. The record is from RefSeq and is a predicted model, not a curated record. The transcript has 4 exons. The coding region runs from base 202 to 1641 and encodes 479 amino acids. Gene Ontology annotation, molecular function: DNA-binding transcription factor activity, RNA polymerase II-specific; zinc ion binding. Lineage: Eukaryota; Fungi; Ascomycota; Sordariomycetes; Sordariales; Podosporaceae.
GCAACGACAAACAUGAAUCCCACGGGGAAGUGCGAGAGCUGUACAAAUCCAGAUCAUGGCGCCGAGAGGUAUACCCAGACUUGGUGAGUUGGAGUACAUAAAGUAUGGAGCCCCGCGACCCUCACAUCUGAUGUUGCUAUUCCCUUCCUGGAAACAUAACCCGCCAAGCCUUGAACAUCACUUGCUGUGUCAGCACCCAGGAUGAAGAUUCGACAGAGGACGACAUGUCAAAUCUGCAGGCAGAAGAAGAUCAGUUGUGACGGGAGAAAGCCUUCAUGCGGCCAAUGUCUCCUCCGUAACAUCACCUGUCCCGGAUAUCCACCGGAUUGGAUAUUCAUCUCUCAGUUCGCUCCAUCUAACAUUCAGACAAAGCCGAUGCUUGCUAGAGUGGCUGGUCACCCUGGCGUAACCAAGCAUCCUCCCUCUCAGCUUCCAGGCAUACUCUUGAGCCGGAAAACGCAUGAGCCGAAUGGGAGUCUCAGGUCGCUUUACCACGAAGACCUACCGCUUGACAAGCUGAUAGAAAUCAUCAUCCAGGGAUAUGUUCCAGGUACUGAUGUUGCGGCGAUUCAGAGAGGCGCCAGUGCGUCUACUCCUCGAAUAUGCGGGGCGUGGGCAGAAGUACUACCAGAUCUCGUCAAAGCUGGUAACGACACAGCUUUGAAUGCCGCCAUCAAAGCCUUUGCUUUCUCCAUACUCGUGUGCGAGACGCAACGCAAGAUCCCCAUGGCGACGGCGCUUGAAGCAUAUAGCGUAGCGCUACGAUCCGUCAACGACUCGCUAAAGAUCCCCAACAAGUCGUCGUUGGUUCAGCUAAUGGCUGCUGUAAUGUGCUUGCUCUUUGCUGAGCUUGUGUUGCCAACAAGCCUUGAAAGCUGGACCGCUCAUUUAGAGGGACUUGGGGAGUUGAUGCAGACGCGAGAGCCACAGUUCUACGCAUCAGGCAUCGCCCACAGGCUAUUUGUCGGGGCAAGACCGGCAUUGAUUGUACUGAAGAUCCAGUCGAGAAAGGCAUCUUUCCUUGCCUCAGAAGAGUGGCAAACAGCUCCUUUCCAAGAGAUCAUUCCCUCGCCAAUGCAAGCCUUGAUGAACGAAGCAACUGUUAUUCCGGGCAUCAUUGAAAGAAUGAGCCAGGAGGCUGGAAUCACGACUGCUGGCAGGCUAUUGACGGAGCUCGAAGCAUUGCUUGACCGACUUGCGCUGUGGGAAACAAGCUUCCAGGCCACUCCUGAGGCCCCUCGUUUCUGGUAUGAUGGAGACUGCAUCUGGUUUGACAGCCUCACAACAGCUAACGGCCUGACGCAUUGCUGGGCAUUCAAUGUGAUUUGCUUGACAUGUGUCGGGAAGAUUGUGGGCUUAUUUCCAGACCUGCGUCCCUUUGCUCGUAUAUCACGAGGGAUGGUCUCUCAAGAAACCAGGCGGAUGUCGAUGCUCAUAUGCCGGAGCACCAAGUAUUUGAUGCAAGACAAGAUGAAGCUCUUUGGGCCAACAUCUAUUGUCCUCCCCCUCCAAACGGCGUAUGACACCCUGAAGGCUGGAGGCGCCGAAACGGAGAGGGAUUUCGCUUGCUGCAAAGAGAUACUCGAGUCAGCUCUUGGAGAGAAGCACUUUUUAUCGCUCUUUUUCAAAGGAGACGUGUAA